Molecule: messenger RNA, 2378 nt
Organism: Nycticebus coucang (slow loris)
Lineage: Eukaryota; Metazoa; Chordata; Mammalia; Primates; Lorisidae
Gene: TMEM207
Product: transmembrane protein 207
Exons: 5
Coding region: 56-493 (145 amino acids)
Source: RefSeq, a predicted model, not a curated record
GGGAGAUAAACACAGUUACCAAACCCCCUACCUCUGAGCAGAUCUUCCUUUAAGGAUGUCCAGAUCCGGACCUUUCAGUGUCACAUCUGUCAUCUCAACAACAGGAACCUUGUGUGUGCCUCUAUUCCAGUUGGUGCUCUCGGACAUACCGUGUGAAGAAAAAGAAAUGUGUGUAAAUUAUAAUGGUCAACACCCUAAUGAUUGGUAUAUCUGGGUCCUGCUGCUGGUGUCCCUGGCGGCCCUUCUCUGCGCAGUCGCGCUCUUCUGCCUACAGUGCUGUCUGAAGAGGGCCCGGGUUGCCUCCCAGAGACGCACCGUGGCUGUUUUUGCUGUUGCAGACGCAGAUCCGGUUUAUGGGACAGAAGCAGCUGUGAGUCCAACUGUUGGAAUUCGCCUUCAAACCCCAAACCCUGAACUGUACCCUGUUCCAUGUUUUGGCACUUUAAACCCCCCACCUUCCUAUGAAGAAAUUCUAAAAACAAAUCAAUUUUAGAACUGGAUCAUCAAUUUAAAUUAUCAGAAACAUUUGUAAUUCUAAAGCAUCAAGUUUAGGAAUAAUUAUUUCAUUUAGUGAAAAUUCCCAGAGAUCUAUUAUUAUAUUCUGAAAAAAGACAAAUAGACAAAAGAACGGGUGCUGGGAAACGCUUUUAUCAUGGAGAUGUUUAAACAGUGAGUCAGUGGACUCUCGGUGUAUCACAGCUGCGUUAUCAUUUUAUGCUACACAAUAAAGUUAAUGUAUCUCCAUUAGUAUCCAAAUAGGCAGUAAUUAGGUGCUAGAACUAGUCUCCAUCACAUGUAAGACUCCAUGGCAGAACAUACCAUGCCAUUCUUUGCCUCAAUAUUUCCAUCUUAAUCUGCUCUCUCUCCCAGUGUGGAGUCCAAACAAAUUAUUAUAAUUUAACAAUUGUUCAAGCAGAGAUUCAGAUGUGUUUAGACCUAGGACCAGAAAGAGAAUAUUUGAAUUAGUGUGAGGAGAGAGAGAAGGAAGAAACAAAGUUUAGAGUUGAAGGGUGAAAGAUAAACGAAGAGGAAAGAUUACGAGUCUCAGUUUAGGAAGUUUUAUGCCUUAGCCAGAGGAAGGAGAAAUGUUAGAUGGAAGCUGAAGGACAUUGCUUAAGACACAGAGUGUGUGUAUGGCCAAUACAGGGAGAAAGGAAGGGUUCCAUUUUACACUGGUGAAUGUGAGCUGCAGAGCCCUCAGCCUUCCCUCGUACCUCAAGGUUUGGCAUUUAUUCCAACAUCACGAUAAUAACCUUUGUUAUCCAAGUCAGUGUUCUCAUGGAAGACUCAGACUGCAGAAGUAGCAGUGAGACAUCUUCAAGUGGCGUUUUGUUAGCGUCCAUCAGCAGUGGGGCAGGAGAAGAAAUCCCCGGCAGAUCCCACAUGGACUUCAGCUGAAAUUUGUUGAACAAAACCAUUGACAUCCCCACUUGGUCAUCAGUAGACACCUAAAGUGUAACUUGGCCAAACUUAUCUCCUCAUCUUAUUUUCCAAAAUCUGUUUUAUCCAAACCUUUCCCAUCUCAGUCCAUGGUAACUACAACCUUCCUAUUGCUCAGGCUGAAAAACUUGAAGCCAUCUUUGAGUCCUCUCUUUGUGUUACUUCCCCCAUAGAUUUUGUCAAAAAUCUUGUGGACACUACCUUAAACUAGUUUAGAUUCUAAAUCAUUCCUACUUAAUCAUAUGCAUCUAAUGACCUCUGAGCAGCUAGACUCAUCUAUUUGCUGUGGCCUUUCCCUCCUGUGCUCCAUUUGCAACACAAUAAUCAGAGUAAUCCUUGUGUAAUAGACUACUAUAGAGCAGUUUUAAGUCCACAGCAAUAUUGAGAAGAAAGCACAGACGUUUCCCAAAUACCCCAUUCCCCCACACAGGUAUCGUCUGCCAUUAUCAACAUCCCCUGCUAGAGUGCUACUUUUGUUACCUCUGAUGAGCCCACAUUGACCCAUCAUGAUCACUCAAAGUCUCUCGUUUAUAUUAAGGUUCACCAUUGGCGUUGUCUAUUUUACAGAUUUAACAAUUCCAUAAUGACAUGCUUUCCCCAUUUUAGUAUCAUACAGAGUUGUUUCACUGCACUAAACUAUCUUCUGUGCUCAGACUACCCAUUCUUCACUCCCUUCUAAAUCCUGGCAACCACUGAUAUCUUUACUAUCUCCAUUGUCUUUGCCUUUUUCAGAAUGUCUUGUAGUUGAAGGAAUACAAGUAUGUAGGAUUUUUAGAUUAUCCUCUUUAACAUAGUAAUAUGCAUACAAAUUUCCUCUGUGUCUUUGCAUGGCCUGAUAGCUCAUUUCUUUUCAGCCCAGAAUAAAAUUUCGUUGUCUGUAUGUUUACUGAAGUACAUCUUGCUUGCUUCCAUGUUUUGGCAAUUAUGAAUAAAGCUGC